CUCUCCGGUCUGAUCUGAACACCAUUCUCGAAUCGAAGCUUCCCCAGGAAACAUCUGAUAGUUGAGACACGUCUUACGCAGUUUUAGUUGUGAUUCCCCAUGCCGGAACAUGGUCCAACUGCAAGAGCUCUAACUGUGAUAGCAUUGAUUGCCACCCUCAAUGACUCAGCCGCCACAGCCAGAGAAUUUCCUGUGGAGUCCGACAAUUUCCACGGUAUCGAAGCUCCAUCGGCAAGACUUCAACGUUCCUCGCUUGGGGUCCAAGAUGUUGAGCGGGAAUUGCAGCAGCUGCAUCUGAUCAAACAACUACAGGAGUUCCAUCACCCACAUUCAAUGGCCCCCAUCCAUGUUGAGAUCCCAAUCAAGCGUACAGUUAUUCCCUUAAAACGGUCCCCAAGGGCCACCAAGGAGGAAAAUGUGGACAUUUGGUUGCGCGCUCGGCGCGCCGGUCACGCUACAAAUCCUCAGAAGGAGAAGUCAGCUGAUUCCUCAGAGCAAAGGCAUGGAAAUUCAGGGGAGGAAUUGAUUAACAGCCGCCUGAGUCGCAGUCCCUCUUUAGACUUGAUCCAAUCCAACUGGUUGCGCUCGAAGAAGGAUCAAGGUCAGCAGGGUCAAGCGGUGAAGCCCAGAUUGGAACGGAGCUACACCAACUUUAGCCCGGACUUUUUCCUCAAGGCCAAACGAGCCAGUGGACGGACUCGCCAGGAUUACUCUGAUUACACCCCCGAGUUCUACUUGAAGGCCAAACGAGCACUGGACUUCUACCUCAAGGCCAAGAGGUCGAAUUCGGCCAAUGGCCAUUCUGACUACACCCCCGACUUUUAUCUGAAGGCCAAACGGGCUUUGUUAGGACGUUUCCUCCCCACCCCUGAGCCCCAAAACCACCAAGAUGUGGCGCUUAUUCGGCCCCUCAAUGACCCUGGUCUCGACCACAUGAGCGACUUCCUCAGUCGUGACUUUUACUUUAAGGCCAAAAGAGCGUCCAAAAGGCCAACUCCGCCCGAGGAAUCUCCACAAGACUUUUUGGCGGAUUUCUACCUCAAAUCCUAAGAAAAUGACUCGAAGGACAAUAUGUAUACCAUGAUUUUAGCGAAUCCAGUUCCAAAUGCUUAGUAUCAAUUGGUCAUGUUUCUUAGCCGUAUGUUCCAAGAACAAACGACCUCGAAAUGUCAACCUUUUUUCAGUUGUUUUGUUGAGGGGGAGGAUUGUUUUUUUAACUCUCAAUGUGGAUGUCUUGCAUUACAUAAGAUGUUGUUAAGCCCAGCUCUCUUCCCAAGGAGAAACUUGAAGCCCUUCUUUCUCAAUGAUGAUUCUAGUACUAAUAACCCCCAUGAUGAUGUGCCUAUUUCAAGCUUAGUUAUCCCUCACCUUCACCCCCAGCGGACGCAAAUGCAUUUCAAAGGCGACAAUUCCUAAAAAUUCAGCUCCCGAAACCAAUGAGGACAGUAAUAACAAGCUCAUCUUCCUUAAAAAAGGAUGGGUUGACCCGUGCAUUUAAUGUGUUUUGAACCAUAGAGCCAAUAAACUCAAGAAAGUGCACGUUCAGCA
Molecule: messenger RNA, 1548 nt
Organism: Tigriopus californicus
Lineage: Eukaryota; Metazoa; Arthropoda; Copepoda; Harpacticoida; Harpacticidae
Exons: 3
Coding region: 100-1050 (316 amino acids)
Source: RefSeq, a predicted model, not a curated record